UGCUGAGGAGAGUCCAUCCAGUGCAGUAAAGGUUCAGGACGGUGACGUUCUCUUGGAGCCAACACUGCUGGGGCCUCCGAGAGGAGACGGCAGCACUUUUUCCCUGUUGAAAAACUGGAGUCUGCAACUGAGGCAGCAGUCUCUCCUGUCAGAGGAUGAGGAGUACACCACGGGGUCAGAGGUCACUGAAGAUGAGGUGGGAGAUGAAGAGGAGCUGUCCAAGAAACAAGCUGCUAAGAAGGCCAAGAAGACCCACAGACCUCUGAAAAAACAAGUGUCCUCUCCAAACUUCCAACGCAAAGACAAACCAGAGAAAUCCAGGGACAACACACCUUUCACCGUGAGUGUCCAGAAAAGCAAGUGGGACAGUUCUCGCUCCAUGCGAUACAACCAGGACGCUCAGAGGGAAGAAGACCAGCGUCGCAUGGUAGAGAUCAUCAGCCACCUGACUAAGAUGAGGUUUGGAGACCAGGAACAGAGCAAAUCUAAGGAUAUUAAAGAGCCUACAGGGGGAAUCUACUCCAGACUGGAAGCCCAAUUUAAAGGAGCCUCUCAAGCCAGACAGACUUCAGAGAAGAUACCCAGAUCAAAAAUACGCUAUGCUCAAAUCCGAACAACAUAAAGGACUUGAUGGGAAAGAGGCCGCUGAGCUGCUUAAGAGACGAGCGUGAAAACUGACGAAGAGCUCACGUAGAGUCAAGAGAACAAAGAGGAAGAGGCGAGAUCCUUCUGUGAGGGCUCAGUACAACAAAACACCUUCUUACUGGCAGCCCCUCUAGCACGGCCACCACUUAUAACCCAGCUAUGGACUCAAGCUCACCCCCUUGUCAGUCCUGUUCCUACCCUCUUUGCUUAACUCAGGUGACUAUGUAUGAAUCACCAUCAACUGCAUCCUAUGUCGCUCAGAUAGCUAUUUAUUUGUGCAGCUGUGCUCAGUCCUUGAAAAACAAGGGAGGAGAACUCUGGAUCUGGAUCCUCUCAGCGUGUCUUCAGAAUUUAUUUUUGGAGAAGUGGGGGAUUCCUACAAAGGACAACAUAAGAAGCGCUAGUUUAUUCUUUUCCGACCGUCACCUUACCCGAUGAUCUGAAUUACGUGGAUCCAGUGAAGUCCACACUUACAGGACUAAGAAAAUAGUUUACGAGAGAAAGAAAUUCUGCUAAAGACCAGGUAGGGAAGUUUACUGCUUCAGUCACAGAACAUUAAAUUAACUCUGUAUUAGCAUUAAUUGUCUUCUGUGGUGAAGCCCAGUUCUGGUAGACAUGUAGUUAUAGCCAUUCCUCUGUCCUGGAAUGUGACCAUACUGUACAACACUGGGACCAAUAAAACAUGAAUGACACUGA
Molecule: messenger RNA, 1341 nt
Organism: Micropterus salmoides (largemouth bass)
Lineage: Eukaryota; Metazoa; Chordata; Actinopteri; Centrarchiformes; Centrarchidae
Exons: 9
Source: RefSeq, a predicted model, not a curated record